CGCGAGAGGCGACUGACAGGGUCGGGUAGCCAUGAUCCUGACAUGGUUAAUGCGUCCUUUUAUACAGUACACUGACACUGGGUGUGGCAUUAUAUCUUGUAGAUGCUAUUUUUUUUGCGUUACAAGCCCCUGUGUUGGGCCGCACAGUUUUAAGAAUGCACCCUCAAGAUACUUGCACUAAUCGACCCGUCUUUUUUUUAGCAGAAAUGGCAGGGUAUGUGUGCAACAUCUCCUAGUUACCGAGGCCCAUCCCGCUACACCUCGGCACACCUCGGCACACGCCAUUGAGGCUUCGAUUGUCCUCGUGUGAAUGGAGUCCAGUGGGGCCCGCGAUUAGAAAAAAAGAAUCGACCGAACAUCCACGAAGUCCGACUCAGUGGCCUGGAACAACUGGAGAUUAAACUCACUCCGCUUCUGGAACCGGUGAUAUGAUCGUUGGAAUAUUCUCCUGGAAACAGUUAACUCAAAUGAUUGCCAUCGAGCCCCGACGAAAGAAGUUUCUUCUGCUUCUGGGUGUUGCCAUAGUAACAACUGCGUACCUAUCGUGGCCAUACAGUGUGUUGAAUGAAGAAACGAGUCAGCAUGCUUCAGGAUCUAUGUCACGUUUAUCGUUGAUUGGUGUAAAAAAUACAUAUGAGCUUGAUGAAACGGUCAAAGUAAACAUUGUUCUAUUCGACCACUACAAGAGACCAAAAAUACGUGGAGGUGACAUGUUAGUCGUGUGGAUGAAAGAUCCCCAACAUGGCGCUGCUUCCGCCGGAACUGUUAUCGACCACGGGAAUGGAACGUAUACUGGAGUUCUGCGCACCUUGUGGACAGGAAGAGCCAUCAUUCGGGCAGCUAUGAUUUCAUCCAGAGAACGAAUGGCGCACAUAUAUCGCUCAUUCCAGAAUGGAUAUUUUGGGAGAAACAUUGCCUGUACAUUCAUAUCAAAUACUGCAACUGAAACCACAAGUGGAUAUAUGGAUAUGAGAUAUGUGAAAAAACGCCCUUUUUGUAAUCUGACUGCCGACUAUUUUGGCGUCCCAUUCUACUGUGAGAAACCAAACACAAAGGGGAUUAGGUGUCAUGACUGGACUGAAACCGAUUCACCUAACACCUAUAUGACCUUUGGAGCUGACACGAGAUGGUUUGAAGUAUGGACUUCUACAGAGUACCUGUUGGACUCUACCACAAUACAUAUAUCGUCCAACAGACACGAGAAAGAACUCACAGUGUCUCCCUCCAUCCCUUGUGGCCGGAGGAACUUCCGGGAUACUUGGUUGGCAACGCCACCUGUCGGCUACUCCUACAACAACACGUGGCGUCCUCUAUCGUGUUGGAACAGCGUCCCCGUUGACACGUACAAUCAAUGCCUGGCCAACAGAACUCUUAGCUUGUUUGGCGACUCCACCGUAAGACAAAUGUUUGGAGGUCUUUAUUCGAUGCUGGGUUUCACUAUCACAAGAGGUCCACCGGAGGGUAAAAGAAGCAGGAAAAGAAACUUUUACCAAGGUCCAACAGUGUGUGAGGCACACCACAGCAAAUAUAACUAUACAGUACAUCUGCUCCCUCAUGGGUUGCCAAUGUGGUUUUACAAAAGUAACAGAACAAUCACUCGGCCAGUGUUUGCUCACUUAGACGCCAUACCUCCUGGAUCAACAGAUAUAAUACUUAUUCAUAUGUAUGCGCAUUUCCAUUUCACCCCCAUCCACAUCUACAGAGAUCGUGUCCACAGAACUAGACUUGCCAUAGAAAACCUACUUAAACGAUCUCCUGGUGUCACAAUUGCCAUCAAAGGUCCGCAUAAAUUUUCCGUACCCAAACCAAUAACACCCCUUGGGGGUAUGUGGGGACCUGCUUAUGAAAACAUCCUUAAAAGGGAGUUUGUAAAUCUUUAUGACCGGGUGCUGUAUCUCGACGUCUGGGACAUGACAGUUGCAUUUGAAAAUGAAGAGACGCACCCUCAUGCUUUCCUGGUUAACAUAAUGCUCAACGUGUUUUUAGGCUAUAUAUGUGGGAAAUAAACACGUAUAUGUAAUUUAAUUAGUAUUUUAUCCUUAAAAAAUAAAAAUUGAUAGAACUCAAAUUUUUUAUUCAUUUUGUAUUUGGGGGCACGGGUGGACCAGUCGUCUAAGACGCCG
This is a messenger RNA of Haliotis rufescens (red abalone), 2123 nucleotides long. Its product is annotated as NXPE family member 3-like. Lineage: Eukaryota; Metazoa; Mollusca; Gastropoda; Lepetellida; Haliotidae. The record is from RefSeq and is a predicted model, not a curated record. The transcript is spliced from 5 exons. Bases 429 to 2006 code for a protein of 525 amino acids.